Molecule: messenger RNA, 1718 nt
Organism: Sesamum indicum (sesame)
Lineage: Eukaryota; Viridiplantae; Streptophyta; Magnoliopsida; Lamiales; Pedaliaceae
Gene: LPA1
Product: tetratricopeptide repeat (TPR)-containing protein
Biological process (GO): photosystem II oxygen evolving complex assembly
Cellular component (GO): chloroplast
Molecular function (GO): protein binding
Source: RefSeq, a predicted model, not a curated record
UAAAAAAAAAAAAAAAGGGGGAAAAACAAAAUAUCGAGUGGCAACCGUUGGCACCGGAUAAACUGAUAAUCUUGCCCAUGAAUUCUCAAUGGCCGCGGCAAAUUUUGCACCACCACUCCACCACCGCCAUCGACAUCAUCCGCGGCUCUACCUGUCCGGUUGCUCACCCCCAAAUUCAAGUUCAUUGCUGAUAUCAAGAGCAUGGUUUCUCAGGAGAAAACCAGCACUCUCCUCUUCUUUCUGGGUCUUAAUUGAGCCCACGAGAAACACUCAUGGCCAGCUAACCCAUUGCUCUCCCUCCCCUUCUUCUCCUUCUACUUCGCCGGAAGUUAGUGCCCCCACGGCUGAGUCGUGUAUCAACUUGGGUCUUUCCCUGUUUGCCAAAGGACGGGUUAAAGAUGCUUUGGCUCAGUUUGACACUGCUCUUACUUUGGAUCCCAACCCUGUGGAAGCUCAAGCUGCUCUGUACAACAAAGCCUGUUGUCAUGCCUACAGGGAGGAAGCAAAGAAAGCUGCCGACUGUUUGCGCACAGCUUUGAGAGAAUACGACCUCAAGUUUGGCACCAUAUUAAAUGAUCCUGAUUUGGCCUCAUUUAGAGCAAUGCCCGAAUUCAAGGAGUUGCAAGAAGAGGCUAGAUUGGGUGGAGAAGACGUAGGCUACAGUUUCCGGAGGGAUCUUAAACUCAUCAGCGAGGUCCAAGCUCCAUUCCGUGGGAUAAGGAGAUUUUUCUAUGUGGCACUGACGGCCGCUGCAGGAAUUUCAUUGUUAUUCACCAUACCUAGGCUGCUCCGUGCUAUUCAAGGGGGUGAUGGUGCUCCUGGCCUAUUGGAGACUUCGGGAAAUGCAGCAAUAAACAUAGGAGGUAUCAUUGUUCUUGUGGCUUUAUUUUUUUGGGACAACAAGAAAGAGGAGGAACAACUUGCACAAAUUACAAGGAACGAAACUCUAUCAAGGCUGCCUCUGCGCCUUUCAACUAACAGGAUUGUGGAACUUGUUCAGCUACGAGACACAGCAAGGCCUGUUAUUUUGGCUGGCGAUAAAGAAACAGUUGCUUCAGCCAUGCGGAAGGCUGAGAGGUUCCGAACAGAGCUUCUUAGGAGAGGAGUUAUUCUGGUUCCUGUUGUAUGGGGCCAGGGCAGAGAACCACAAGUGGAAAGAAAAGGCUUCGGCCUUUCUCCAAAGGCAACUGCAUCACUUCCAUCUAUAGGGGAAGAGUUUGAUAAGCGAGCUCAGUCUAUAGUUGCACAAUCAAAAAUUAAAGCAGAGAUUCGAUUCCGAGCGGAAGUGGUGUCACCUGCUGAAUGGGAAAGGUGGAUCAGAGAUCAACAGAAGUCUGAAGGCAUAACUCCUGGCGAAGAUGUGUACAUAAUUCUCCGUCUAGAUGGUCGUGUUCGGAAAUCGGGGCGGGGGAUGCCUGAUUGGCAAGAAAUUGUGAAGGAAGUACCCCCAAUGGAAGCAUUUUUGAGCAAGCUAGAAAGAUAAUGCAAGUUCUACGGGAUUGUUAGUGCAUUCAAGGUGAAUAUACAGAUCACUUAGCUUAAUUGGUCUUCUAUUCAACUUAUGACUAUAUAUCUGAAUUUCUUCUGACAAAUCUCAUAAAUUUGCUUCCAAAAUUGAUCUUUCCCGUGUGCACAUUGAUUUCUUCAUAUAUUCAGAUUUGUAGAGUGAUUGUAAUAUUUUUCUAUUAGUUAAAAGAAUGUGAUAUCAUUUAUUUGAA